GAGCAAUGUUUGCCGAACAUAAUCGGCCUUUGUUACAAACAACACUUAACGAAAAUGAAUAUUUUAUUGAUAGAAAUGGCUACAUAUUUUAUUACAUUCUGGAAUUCUAUCGAACUGGUAAAAUCCAUUUUAGGGAGAACUUUUAUCACCAACAAUAUAAUUCCUCUGUUAGAAAUCGAUAUGGAUUCAAUGGAUUUGGAGGUGGAAGUAGAGGUAUAAUGGGUGAAAAUAGAGAUAAUAUUUCAAAUCAUCCAAUUACUCAUGAAGAACUUGAAGAAGAAAUGAAAUACUUUCAAAUUCCCAUUAAUACCAUUUGGUCUUCAUUAACUCAACGUGCUAUUAUCACAAAAAUUGAUGCAUUUGUUGAUACACUUCGAGAGGUAUUCUAUCAAGUACUUGGAGAAUUUGGAUCAUCAAUCGAAAUCAAGUUUCGAAGAAAUAAAUAUCAACCUCAAGUGAAAAUUAGAGAAAUAGAAGAUGACACAAUGAUAUUUGGAAUAAUAACGAAUAUAUUAAAACCCUACGGAUCAGUAGGAUAUUUGAUUUUGGAUAAAUUUGGAACAGAGAUAGAACAUCACAUGAAACAAAUUAUACCAGAAUUAAAAUGGGAAUUGAUACAUAUUGAUAAUUAUAAUUGGUAUUGUAUCAAAAUGUCAACAACAGAAGAAAUUGAUCAUAAAGAAGACCAAUAA
Molecule: messenger RNA, 692 nt
Organism: Dentiscutata erythropus
Lineage: Eukaryota; Fungi; Glomeromycota; Glomeromycetes; Diversisporales; Gigasporaceae
Source: the annotation of a GenBank genome assembly